AUGGCCCUGGCAUUCUUUUCCCCGGCGGGCUGGAAAAUCCGGGGUAAUGAGACUGCCAAUCCAGCACCAUCCGGCUGCCACUCGGCCGCUUUCGGUCCAGAUGGUGAUGGGCGACUCGCUCUGACAGGAAGAUCACAACAAGGGGUGAUCACUUCCCCCCGCGAUGAGUCUGAGGGGAGGUUCUGGGUCGAUUGUGACCGGUUCGCUUGCGCAGGAACAGCACGAAUCAUUCGUCCGCCAAAUAAAGUUCAUGGAACCUUUAAUUCCGCCUUUGAUCGGCAAGGCUCUAAAUUCAGCAUCUGUGGAGAUGAAUUCAGCAACACGAGCUACAAGUACGACGUUGACGAUGUCGAUGACCAGCGUUGA
Messenger RNA from Fusarium verticillioides 7600, 366 nucleotides. RefSeq lists its product as hypothetical. Bases 1 to 366 code for a protein of 121 amino acids. The record is from RefSeq and is a predicted model, not a curated record. The transcript has 2 exons. Lineage: Eukaryota; Fungi; Ascomycota; Sordariomycetes; Hypocreales; Nectriaceae.